AUGAAGGUGCCGAGUCGAGUACAGCUGAUGUUCUCCAGUUUUCUCUUGAAGAAGGACAAGUAUUAAAGAUAUCAGUCUUAAAUUAUAUUUGUGAUAGACAUGGUCUUACUAGCGGCGGCCGUGUGCACGAAGCAGGGCAAAGCUCUCCUGUCGCGUCAGUUUGUGGAGAUGACGAGGGCGAGAGUGGAGGGGCUCCUGGGAGCCUUCCCCAAGCUGAUAGGCUCGGGGAAGCAGCACACGUUUGUGGAGACGGAGAGUGUCCGCUACGUCUACCAGCCUCUGGAGAGACUGUACAUGUUGCUGGUGACCACUGAAGUACAAGCAUGGAGAUGAAAAAGUGUCCCUUGUAGGAGAGGUCGUUCUUAUCUCGGAGGGUCCCUUAUCAGAGAGAUGGGGAAGAAGAGUCCCAAACUCUAGGCGGAGAAGGAGUGGGCGAUAUUGGUCCGGAGCCCAGGGUUCUCCCCCCUGUCCCAUCGCCCUACCCGGAGGAGGUGGCAGGAGUGAAGGAGGCUCUGUACACGGCCUGGGUCCCGAGUCCCUGGACUCUGGGGCUCCUGUCUCGUCAGACACCAGUGGACCAGUCUCACCUCACCUGCCCCGGGCUGGUGGCAGACAUCAAUAUGCAUGAUCCAAUAGCAGAGUUGCUGGCAGCCCAUUUUCCCGCAGAGUCCCGCAAGACUCUGCCGUCAAUGGAGAGUGUUGCCAUGGACAUGGCCGGCCUCCGCAGGCUCGUGAUGUGGGGAGCGAGAUUGGCUCUCCUGGUGGUGAUGCAGCAGUUUAGGGAGGCCGAGGUCGAGAUGGAGGCAUUCGGCGAACUGGUGAACCCUGACCUCUUCUACCAGUACCACACCCACAACUACCCCGACAAGACCGGUAGCAUGGUGCCGUUCUCAAUGAGACUGCUCCACGCUCAGCUGCCAGGUCUGACGGGAAAACCAUCAGCUCUCCCUGGACAGACUGUGCCAGCUACAGCACACCUGUCCAGCAGGUUGUCAGUGUUUGGAGGGCAACAUGUAGCACAUUUUCACCUCAACCUCUGUGUGCAUUUUGUCAUAGUACAAAGAGUGGAAUGGGCAGUGAUCGGCUAAAUAGUGGUACUGUAGAGCCAACAUAC
Messenger RNA from Geodia barretti, 1114 nucleotides. The record is from the annotation of a GenBank genome assembly. Lineage: Eukaryota; Metazoa; Porifera; Demospongiae; Tetractinellida; Geodiidae.